GUGUUGUUUUUAGUGGUAGCGUUCAAACUACGACAGGCGUAUCACUAAAUGAUUGUUUGUAUUCGGGGCCAAGAUUACAAAGUGACAUUACGGUGAUCAUAAAUAACUUUCGUUUGCCACGGUUUGUUUUUACCACGGAUGUAAAGAUGAUGUUUCGACAAACAUGGGUACAUGCGGACGAUCGGAAAUAUCAACUUAUAUUCUGGCGUGCGUCACCUGACGAGCCGCUGCUUAUUUAUGAAUUAACGACAAACACUUACGGUUUAAAAUCUAGUCCUUUUGUCGCUAUCCGGUGUUUACAUCAGUUGGCUAACGAUGAGGAAAAUAGAUAUCCUCGCGCAUCGGCAUUGCUACGUAAUAAUAGCUAUGUAGACGAUCUCAACGGCGGAGCCGACACGUUGGAGGAGGCGAUGUCCUUACGGAAUGAGCUGGUAUCUCUUAUGAAUACGGCCGGCUACGGCCUUAGGAAAUGGGCAUCUAAUGAUGUCAGACUAUUAGAUGGGUUACCGGUAGAUCACCUCGAAACUCCUCAUUCGUUUGACCCUGACAUGGACGGUUCUAGUUUCAUCAAGGUUUUAGGGAUCCAAUGGGAUCCAAAAUAUGACGUAUUUACCUAUCGACUUAGUCUACCGGAUCCAGGAGUAAUUACUCGGCGAUCUAUCUUAUCUUUAUCGGCGCGGCUUUAUGACCCUUUGGGGUGGGUAUGUCCGGUUGUAUUUCGAAUUAAAUUACUAUUGCAAACUCUUCUUGGUACCUUUGACAAUUCACGCAAGGUCGAAUGGGACGCUCCGGUACCAGAAGAGGUAAAACAAAAAUGGCAAGAGAUAUUAUCGGACUUACCUAAUCUGCGAAGAGUAUCAAUACCUAGGUGUCUCAAGUUUGAUAACAAUGCUACAUAUUCAAUUCACGGGUUUUCGGACGGCUCAUCACUCGGUUUCUCAGCGGCGGUUUACUUACGAUCGGUUAACACAGACGGGACGGUCCUCGUGCGGCUACUCAUGGCGAAAUCUCGAUUAGCUCCAUUGAGGACUAAGCACACAAUUCCGAAGAAGGAAUUAAAUGGAGCGGUUUUAUUGGCUACUCUUAUUAACCAUCUCACCUCCUCGUUAGAGCGUGAUAUAAGGUUAAGUGAAGUAAUCGCUUGGUGUGACAGUACCAUUGUUUUAGCGUGGUUAAAAACCCCGCCACACAAAUUACAAGUAUAUGAAGGAAAUCGAGUUUCACAAAUAAUAACCUCCAAAUCAGCUAUCAUUUGGCGACAUGUCCCAAGUGAAUUAAAUUGCGCGGAUGUCGCGUCGCGCGGAUCCACGGCGAAAGAAUUGCUGCAGCACCCGCUAUGGUGGGAGCCGUGUUGGCUGCGAGACACCCCUGACCAUUGGCCUGGUCAGUGCUCGGAUUUCCCGGCGGAUAUGCUACCCGGUAUACGGACCACUUCGGUUAACGUUUGCACUUUAUCGGUUUCGGAUUUUGACUUAAUGGAUCGGUUUAGUUCAUUUGAAAAGCUAAUACACGUCACGGCUUAUUUACUACGGUUUAUUCGGCAUUGCAAAAAUAAGGAUAAUAAAUGCGGUAAUAUUCAUAUAUCAGUUUCGGAGCGCAGGGACGCUACUACAUGUUUAAUACGGUUAGUACAAGAUCGGCAUUAUAAGUCAGAGACGGCCUUAUUACGGGAAAAUAAACAGAUAAACAAUACAUUACGGCGGCUAAAUCUGUUUUUAGAUAAAAACAAUUUAAUUCGGGUCGGCGGUAGAAUUGAUGCGUCCGGACUACCAUAUAACGCGCGGCAUCCAAUUUUGUUACCGGGCAAAAAUCGGUUUACGGAACUAUUAGUUACUCAUUAUCACAAGGUAUAUUGCCACAUCGGGGCAAACUCACUUGAAUCUAUUUUAUCCUGGACAUACUGGAUAGUCGCCGCGCGGCGGGUAACGAGGAGUGUAACCUUCAAAUGUAUAGCGUGUUAUAAAGCCCGGCCGCGAUCGGUGCAACCUUUCAUGGCGGACUUACCCCCCGAUCGGGUAAAAUGCACACGAGCAUUUCUCGGCACGGCAACAGAUUUCGGCGGUCCAUUUUACAUAAAAUCUAGUAGCCUUCGUAAUGCAAAAAUAGAGAAGUGUUUCCUUUGCAUAUUUGUUUGCCUAAGUACUAAGGCUGUCCACUUGGAAGUAGUUAGUCAAUUGUCGGUUGAGGCCUUCGUUGCGGCGCUUACGCGUUUCGUAUCUCGGCGUGGACUACCAAAUUUAUUGCGGUCAGAUUGUGGUACAAAUUAUACGGGCACUAACAAAUACUUAAAGGAACUGUACUCGUUCCUGCGGCAAAAACAACCUGAGAUUGACCGGGAAUGUGUUAAGCGCGAGAUUAAGUGGCUCUUUAAUGCACCGUCAAGUCCAAAUCACGGCGGCUUAUUCGAGGCGGCAAUUAAGUCUGCAAAGACUCAUUGUAGGCGUGUGCUUGGUGAAGCUCGUCUCACAUUUGAACAACUGGCGACCUUUUUCUCCAGGGUUGAAGCGGUGAUGAAUUCACGACCAUUAUGCCCUCUAAGUUCGGAUCCGGCUGAUCUAAGUGUAUUGACUCCAGGUAGUUUUUUGAUAGGGGAACCUUUGGUAGCGCUCCCGGAAUACCCGUAUACGGAAGUUAAGGAAUCCCGUUUAUCUCAGUUCCAACGGAUACAAAAGAUGACCCAACAUUUCUGGAUACGGUUUAAAAAUGAGUAUCUUCAUACGCUUCAGCAACGCUAUAAAUGGACCUCUCAUACGGAACCACCUAAAUUAAACGAUUUAGUAUUGAUAAAAGAAGAUAAUUUAGUCGCGCUUAAUUGGAGGCGCGGACGUAUAGUUCGGCUGCUGCCAGCUAAGGAUGGAAUCGUUCGCGUUGUUGAAGUUAAAACACAAAACGGUGUCUUAUUAAGACCCGUUUCCAAACUCUGUAGGCUACCUAUAGAAGAUUAGGAACCAAGGAGGCCUUGGUUAGGCGGGGGGAUGUUCGGGCAUUGUAAUCUUUUAAUAUGAGGGUAAGUCGUUCCGGAGCAAAUUCGGGGGUAAACAAGAAACCACUGACGUUCCCUCACUCGGCUCGGGCGCGGUCUGCAACGCAUGUCGUCUGUGCGCUAUUUUUUCCCAAAAUUCGGUAUUUCGGUGUUUUCGGCGAACAAUCAGUUUGUGGUGCUUUGUAUUGACCUCUCAAGGACCUGGAAGUGCUAGCUAGCUGAAGAAGGCCCAGGAUCUUCAAAGUCAUCGGAGUGUGCUCAAGAUACGUGAUUGGGAUCGGGAUUGUAUACGCCAUGCUAUGGAUCACUAAGCAUAUAAAUGAAAACCUAAAGGACGUCCCGAUGGAAGAAGAUAUUGUCUUUGCACCAACCCCUCAAUUAUGAAUAAGCUCUUACUAUGUAGGUAUAAGCUUUGUACAAAUUGAAUGUUUUUAAUAAAAUAUUGAAGUUAUAACUGUUUAA
Molecule: messenger RNA, 3445 nt
Organism: Cydia pomonella (codling moth)
Lineage: Eukaryota; Metazoa; Arthropoda; Insecta; Lepidoptera; Tortricidae
Exons: 2
Coding region: 147-2945 (932 amino acids)
Biological process (GO): DNA integration
Molecular function (GO): nucleic acid binding
Source: RefSeq, a predicted model, not a curated record